This is a messenger RNA of Papilio xuthus (Asian swallowtail), 785 nucleotides long. RefSeq lists its product as uncharacterized. Bases 1 to 741 code for a protein of 246 amino acids. The record is from RefSeq and is a predicted model, not a curated record. NCBI's taxonomy places the organism in Eukaryota, Metazoa, Arthropoda, Insecta, Lepidoptera, Papilionidae. The transcript is spliced from 7 exons. Gene Ontology annotation, biological process: establishment of planar polarity; cilium assembly; nervous system development. Gene Ontology annotation, cellular component: cilium; cytoplasm.
AUGUUGAAAAUUUUCAAAGGCUGUACACUUAUAUUAAGGCUUAGCACUGAAAAGGAGUUGGACAAACUUGUUAUGUGGAAGGAAGUUUUUAUCAAAGAACAUAGAGGUCAGAAUAAAAACGACAGAAAUGAGAAUAACCACCCUUUGGAAGCAGGUGGAUGUACAGAAGAUGCGAUAGGUGUAACAUCCCCAUCUCCAUUUUACGUGGAGGAAUGUGAAAGCUGUUUGGAACUGCUUUACGAAGUGGGACUGCAUAAAUAUUUGACUACCUGGUUCUCAUCAAACACAUUACCACAGGUUGAAACAACUCCUGAAUACUUGACAAAGUAUGGCAGGAAAAUGAGGGAUUCUCUAAAAUCGGACAACUUUAGGAGCACUACACUGAAAUUAUCUAAAUCUCAGCCGGAUUUAAAGCGACGACAUAACUCGUCUGAUCAAAUUAACUCAGUAAUUAGUUCAAGUGAUAAUCCUAUCAACAACUAUCAUAGUAUGAGUCAUCAUAGCCUUUACAAUCAAUGGUAUAACGGCUCACAGAAGAAUUACAGACAUUCAAGUAAUUUAGACAUCAGUUAUUCGGAAGAUUCUAAUAGCUUGAAGAGCAACAGUGAAAUAACUGAGGAGCGUGUGACCGGGCGGCGAGCGGACAGAGAACAUAAAGGUCGCCGUGACUCCUCUGGAUCUGAUUCUGACUGGGACAGACAGGAUGGGAGUAGAACUAGCGGGAAUAUGACUAUAUUAUGAAUAUAUUAUAUGACAGAUAUAAGAAAAAGUUUAUUUAAACGUUA